Messenger RNA from Zerene cesonia (dogface butterfly), 4497 nucleotides. RefSeq lists its product as uncharacterized. Lineage: Eukaryota; Metazoa; Arthropoda; Insecta; Lepidoptera; Pieridae. Gene Ontology annotation, molecular function: serine-type endopeptidase inhibitor activity. The transcript is spliced from 4 exons. The coding region runs from base 225 to 4310 and encodes 1361 amino acids. The record is from RefSeq and is a predicted model, not a curated record.
AGGAUAUAACAGAAAGUGGAGUGAUAGCCGGGGGGCAGCCAAGAGCAGCGUCCGUCAGUCUAUCGCUGCCUUUACUCGACAAAGCUCGCGCGGGAGGCUCGUCACGGACGCUCGAACCUACGCUUUUUUCGUGAUUACCGCUAAUGGCUAUGAACUUUAUCAACGCUGUUUCUAUGAGAGAUUGAUUUGUUGUUUCAGGAUACACCUGUGCAUGGAAGGUAAAGAUGCAUAUUAUACUCACCGUGUUUGUCUACGCAUUGUGCGUAUCUGCUGAUGAAAGCGAAGAGAGGCGAUCCAAGCUCCCGUUCAUCGCAGAUGCAGUUGGUAAUAAGAUACCACGACCAUCGAGUGUACCGGCAACAGUGGGCAGUCCAGUAAAUUUAUUGACACCCGACAGAUAUGAAUUUUACACUUUUGAUGAAUCCGGAGAACUUGUCAAAAGAUUAAUGACCCUUGAAGAAAUUCAGGCAAUAGUUGCAGCUGGCGAAGAUACGGACAGCUUAGUAACUUUUGCUAAUGAUGAUAGACCUACAAUUGCGUUUAACUUCAGUGAACCUCCAUAUACAAAAGUCCACAAUGUAGUUACAAAUGUACAGAAUGUUUUAAAAGCUCAAAUGGAAGCACAUAAGAAUAAUCCUCAUUUACAACCAACCUUUGAUACUCCCGACGUAUCAGAUUCUUGGAGUUUAAUACUACCUUCCAUAUUUGGCAAUACAGGAGUGGAUAUUGUACCAGAAAAAACUUCCAACUCUUUCAUAACACCAGAAACAGAUACUAUUGAUAUUGAUAAUUCUAAUGGAGACUAUUUAUAUGCAUUUAGUAAAGAAGCUAGCAAUCCAUCACAUUCAACGGUUUCCACAGAGUCUGCUGAUCAAAGCAAGAUAACUUCUACUGCUAAUCAAAAUUCUAAAACUACACCUGUAACUACAGAAAAUUUUGCAACUAGUAAACCAAUAGUUUCCACCACAUCUCCGAAUAUUAGUCCGCUUAUUACGACUGAAAAAGUUAAAGAAUCUUCUUUUUCUACAGUUAAACCUCCGUCUACUGUCACAACGAAAGUAUUCACUAAUAAAUAUUCAACGAAUGCCAAUAUAAUAACAUCGCCAACGGAUAUCAGCAACCCAACUGGUAUUUAUAUUAAUGGAGAAAAAAAUACAGAAAAAAUCGAACUCACAACACAGGUAACAAAAACAAUGGGUGGUAUAAUUGACAAUCAAGAUACUGUUUUCGUUCCUAUAUCGACAGUUACGUACAUCACUGAAAGAUCUACAAAAAAACCUACUAAAAUUUCUUCAUCAAAACCGUCAAGCUCUACAACUUUACAUACAACGGUUGAAUCAGGUAUAUUUUUGAAUAAUAAUUCCGAAGCGGUUUUAACAAGCACACAUAAACCACAAUCAACAUCAGAGCUUAUACCUGCAUCAUCGAGUAAAAAUCCAGAAUAUGAUCAUAAUAAUUUAACUACUAUAACAACACAAUCUGUUUCACCAUCUACGACCAUGUCAUCAACGGAGAUAAUUCCUUCUAGCCACGAUGGUAUGAACGAAAACGUUUAUACUAAAGUUGAAGAUCAGUUGCCUCCAUUAUUUGAUGUAGCGCAAAGUAUAAGUCAAAUCGCGUCAGAUUUAGGUAGCAACCUUGAACCUUUGCCAACUACAAGCAACAUGUUGGAUGCAAAUAAGUAUAAUCAUAAUAAUAUCGACAUAGAGAGCAAAGAAAACAUUGAGAUUGAAAUUCCACAAGAUACUGAAAAAGCAAAUGUAUCCGAUUAUGGAAAUAAUACAAUAUCUGAUAAUUACGUUAAAGUUACUAUGCUAGAUCACUCUAAAAACACUGAACAGAAUGUAGAGAAGAAUGAUGAAGACAGUUCUAAAAUACAAAUUGCAGAAGACUCAACCUCGCCAACUACAUUGUCUCCUACAGAACUUACAACAGUUGCCGACAUUGAAGUAACUACUAUCGAUCCUAUUUUAUCUGAAUCAAUGGGUGAUUUAAUGUCACAAGUUGUAUAUCAUAACGAUGAUAUUAAACUACCUGAAAUAAGUGUCGGCGUCAAAGAAAACAACAAGGAUUAUCAGGAUGUAACUACGUCUAUAAGAGGAACCAAUGAAAUUGAUAUCACUACGACUGAAAUGCCUAUUGAGGAUAUAAUCACAUCGACUGAAACGAAUGACAUCAGUAAAAAUGAAGAUAAAAAAGCGGUUCUAAAAGAAAACGUGCAAACUUCAGUUGUGAAGAAAGAAAUAUCAUCUACUACAGAAAGAAUAAAUAAGAGUGAUGAUACGCCUACAUUUGUGCCAAUAUCUUCAUCUGCGCAUGAUACACUACUAAACAAUACCGCUAGUUCUAUAAAUAUUUCCGACUAUAAAUAUAUCAAUACAAGAGUUGCAACUAGGCCACAAGUUCCAUUAUCGGAGAAAUCUGAUAAAAAACAGAACAGCAAUUCACAAACAAGUUUAUUCAAUAGUCAAAAUAAAACAAACACCAGCACACACACAGCACAAUCCAAUAAAAAAAUUGCUGUGUCGACUUUGAAUAAAAACAUUACAUCUUAUGAUAACAAGAUAAACACAGUUAAAAAUAUUGCGUCUAAUGAAAACAAAUUAAAUGUAAAUAAAAACAUUGCGUCUAAUGAAAAUAAAAUAAGUGCAACAGAAAAUAAAAAAGUUGAAAAUAAAUUAAAUAAAUUAUCUGAUAUUCCAAAAAUGGAUGAAUUCAAAAAGAAAAUACAGAAAAUAAACAUUGAUGAUAAGGAAUUAGCAAAUGAACGAAACAAUUCUUGGAAGCUUAUACCUACAGUGCCUCCUCCGAAACCACACAGUGAAGUAGGCCAUAAAUAUAAACCUGAAGGCUUUUAUACUCCAGAAAAUAAUGCGGAUAAAAACAUUUUAUUGGACUUUUCUAAAGAGAAUCAAGGUUUGGAGGUUACAACUAAAGAUUUAAGUGAAGAUAUUUCACAGUUUGUUGAAUUAUGUAACAAACUAGCUUUUCAAUAUUGGAAUGAUAUUUCUGGGCAUAUAGACAAGAAAAGGAGUUUUGUUUUUUCACCUUAUGCUAUUACAUCUAUGCUAACUAUGAUGUUUAUGGGCGCCAGAGGAGCUACAUCUGGAGAAAUGAAUGAAAUUUUAAAGUUAGAUGAUAUGGUCACAUUUAACCCACAUUUCACCUUGAAAAAUAUAUCGGAUUCUAUAGAUAUAUCACCAGCUUCAGGUGUAGCGGUCUCUGCAUUCAUAAGAGAAAUUUACAGUGACCGUAGCAAAGGUAAAAUAUUAACUUUCUACAAAGAAAGAGCUCAACAAUUUUACAACGGCCAUGUAGAGGAAGUAAACUUCAAAUUGAUAAGCGAUAUUAUUCGACGAAGAACAAAUCUAUUAGUGAAAAGAUAUACUUAUGGUAAAAUAAUAGAAUAUAUGAAAACCAAUUCUAUAGUUAUGCAACCACCACUUGCAGCUUUUUCAACGAAUAUAUUCGAGACUGAUUGCUCGGGUUCAACUGUAGAUGGCAGAGAUGGAGAGAUGUACUUCGUUGUAUCGCCAAACGUACGUCAGAGAAGAUUAGUUCCUGUACCGGCAGUAGUGUUCCGAAGCAACUUUUUGGCUGGAUACGAUCCAGUACUAGACGCGACUGCAGCUGCUUUAGGAAAUACCAACUCAGUAAUAAGUACUUUAUUCUUAAUGCCUGGUCAGCAAGGCAACAUUGUACACGCAGAUGAUUUGGAAGCUCUUGAGAAAAGAUUGCUGGAUUCUAGCUCAUCUACACCAGCGUGGAAUCGUCUAUUACGAACAUUGCUGCCACGUGUUGGUCUUGAACUUCAAAUCCCGAGAUUCUCACAUAAAUCGAUAUUCAACGUCUCAUCUUCUUUGAAAAAAAUGGGCUUAAAGGAUUUGUUCGAUUCAGAACACGCCGACUUAGCUGGUAUUAACGGUCCAUCUAAAAACCUAUACUUGUCGGAUAUGAUUCAAGUUAAUUCAUUCGUUACAUGUGGUGAAAGCGUAAUAGGGGAGCAGCAUCAUAUAGAAGAGUAUCCUGAAUCAUUGGAAAUAGUAGAGAAGGUACAAAAACGCAGAAGCUCUAGAUGGUUAAACUGGGAUGAACCAAGGGAUUAUCAGAGAGCAUUCCACGAUCCUCAUGAUGUUGGAGAAGCGAUGCAUUUACCAUUACAUUUACGACCAAGGCAAGCUCGCCUACCAGCAAGAAAUGCCCAGCCAGCGCGAUUAAAAUUCGACAGGCCAUUCCUAUACUUUGUCAGGCACAAUCCAUCAGGAAUGAUACUAUAUGUAGGAAGAUACAACCCAAGACUCUUACCUUGAAAAAAUACAGACUGUUAGUGUAAUUUAAUUUAUCGAAUUCCUUUAAGGAGAGUGAUACAACAUACUGGCGCGUGGAUUUAUCAAAGUUUAGUUAAGGCGAGCAUUUACGUGACAGUAUUACUUGUUUUUGGUAUGCAGGUACCUUGAUAUUAUGUCGAACGUGUUUCUUCGUACCUUCAUACUAAAU